AAGACGCCGAUACACAGCUGAUAUAAUAAUUGCUGCUCUCACAAUUUAGUGCUAAAUAUGGAUUCGAAUUUUAAGAAUUUUAAAUAUAUGCAGUUGCACCAAGUACUAUUAAAAUUACAACCCCUUAAACAGUACUAUGAUGAUAGCGGGCAUAAAAACACUUUCAAGACACAGGAAGAUGUGCAAAAGAUCUGUGGAGACUUUUUAAAGGCACUCAAAAAAGAUUUGAGUCUUGAGGAAAUAACGUCUUUAUAUUCCGCAGCCAUAAUGCUGCUUAUACUAGGAGAUCCUGAAAUACAAAAUCAGCGGCUCGAACUCUUGAACGAUUGUUUCAAUUAUUCAGACAUGUUAAAGCCAACAAUGAUUGAUUAUGCCACUCGUGAAUUACUUGAUAACUUAAAAUUCGCUGCAAGCCUUGCUGAGAACCAUACUGACUAUGAUUAUAUGCUUUAUUUAUUAUGGGCAAUACCGCAUAUAAUCACAGCAAGUGAAACGGGAAAAAUGAUAUCACUGGGCCUUUUACGCGCUUUUAUAGCCGAGUUGACGAGUUCGAGCCCAGUUGUCAUGCAUAUAUAUCGAAAUAUUUCAGAAGUCUGGCAAAUGUUUAAAACCCUAAAGGUGGAGGCAAUACUAGACGAAUGGACACUGAAAAAAACAUACACAUUGGUUAAGAGCUUUGCAUUAAUAUUGGCAGCAGCUGCGUUGAACAGUAACAAUGCGGCAUUAAAGCAAGCCGGGUACCGGGGCUUUGAGUUGCCCCAAGCAGAGACUUGCACUGAAAUUUCGGAGUGGUUCAAGAUCCUCAGAAACAAGCUAGAAGAGAAGCACAAGGCAGACAAAUGCAAAGCAGGCUUGAUGUUGGUACGCUUUAUUGACUUUAACAUACUAAACCUUUUACCGGAAGCUGGAAAUGAAAUAGCGUCGGAGGCUGGAAACGAAGCGGUGCGCAACAAAAGAAUAAGUUUUUAGGUUGUACAAUGCACACAUAUUUAUCAUGUUACAUAUAACACACAUAUUUAUGUUUAAAGCCAAAAUUAUUUAUACUUUUUUGCGCUUUUCCGCAUAGGGACAUCCACGGGCACCACCACACUGUUGUAGUAGUUAGAAGAGAUUCGAUUAAGAAAAUACAAUCCCACCAGGGAGAAUAGAAUACUAAAAGAAAAA
Messenger RNA from Drosophila virilis, 1164 nucleotides. RefSeq lists its product as uncharacterized. The record is from RefSeq and is a predicted model, not a curated record. Lineage: Eukaryota; Metazoa; Arthropoda; Insecta; Diptera; Drosophilidae.